AUGGCUGUCAGUCUUCGCUGGGCCCGGCGGCGAGCGCGGAACACAGCAAUACUCGCACAAUCAGCCCAUGUUGAAGACGUAAUGACGCACCGGACGCACCGGACACAACGCUGGAACAUAGACAGCCCAAACGCGACAAAGCAGGGAGGCGCCAAGCCUGGUGGCAUUCCGUUUUCUGGAGAUGCCCUCGCGGCCCUCGCGGCCCCGGCUUCAUUAAACGUCAAAACUACAGUCAAAGCUGCUGAUUUGCAGGUGCUGUGUCGACGUUUGCGAAAGUUGCCUCUCCGCCAAUUGGGGCCUUCUCUGCCGGCCUUGCAUGCGCAGAUCCACAGUUUGAGCGAGACGGCAUCGGCUCAUUUUUGGUCAUCAAUUUCACGACGUAUUUUGGUGAAUGCAGCAGAGAGAGCACAUUUUCCCUUGCGAACUUUAGCAUUUGCACUUCCAGAGCUUCAGCGUUUGGGACUCCUUAAAAAAGUUUCUGCGCUGGGGAAGCUGGUUCGUGGUUUGGCCAGACAGGCCUCGCAAGCUGAUCAUGCAGACCUGCUUCCCCUGCUGAAUUGCUGCCGGACCCUGCAGCUACAACUGUCAAUUUCCAAGCCGCGGGCGCAAGGCUGCUGGGCAGGUCGCUUGCACAAAAAGCUCACGCGAAGUUUGCCACCUGUUCUGGCCGAGGCUCCGCCAGGCAUCGUCAUUCCGUGGAUGGAAUACUAUGCCGAACAUGGAAUGGUGCAUCAUGAGCACUUGCAUGUGUGGGAAAGAGCAGCUGAAAGCUUGAAGAGCUCGUUGCUGUCCUAUGAGGAUGAAGAAAGGCUCUUGAAGUUUCAAGACCGAGCACCUCUUUGGGUAGUGGAGUGCUUGCCAGAAGUAGCUUCAAAAUCCGACGCAAUCACUACAUGCUUGACUAGUGACAGCGAUUUGGAGCUGGUUGAAGCCCCACCUGAUGUCGAGUCGCAGCAAGACCUGACAUUGGCUAAUUUGCAAGUGACACCGACAUCCCCUCCGAUGUAUCUCACAUCUCCACCCGUCCCUGUGCUGUGGCAUAUGUUGCCGGUGAACUAUGAGAGGAGUUUGUCCCGCUUGGGAGGGAGGCAGCUAGUCCUGGCUUUGCGCUACGCUGCGGCUGAUGGUGCUGGAGCGAGUAUUGGCCAAGAUCUUCGUUUGACUGAAGGGAACCGACCACGCAAGCAUCGAAGCCGCAGUAGAGCACAGGCUUUUAUUGCAGCACUACUCUGGCAGCUCAGCCGUACAAGAAUAACGCCAAGUGAUGCAUGCUCGGUUGUGAAGAGCUUGGCCUCACUUCAGAAGGUUGGCUUGGCGGAUUGCCUGGAAGCAGCAGAAACAUUGGAAGCUUUAGUGGCUGGACCCUUAUCAGGUUGGAAGGUUGCGACUGUGCUGACUCCCAGUGAUGUGGCAGUCUUGUUGCAGGGCAUGGCCUCCUUGGUUGGGUCGCUACCGGACGAGUCCAUUCAGCCUUUGCAGGUGGUGGCACGCACUUCAAUGGAAAGCUCCGAAGGCUCAGUUGCACGGCUGUUGGAGCUUGCAGCUUGUGCUCUGCAGGAAGCAGGCGCCCCGCCCAAAACCUUGCGAGCCAUGUGUGGUGCAGCUGCUUCGCUGGCUAAAUGGCGCAAGAAGACUAGAACGACGCGGCGAACCAAGGACGAGGACAUAGAGAGCGUGAGCAGAAACGCGGAGGGAGAGGGAAACCAUCGAGAGUGGCAAGAGACCAAGACAGCGUUAGAACGCUUCCUGAGAGCAGCUGCUGUGGCAGCAAGGGAUGGACCACAUCCACAAGCGCCGCAACUAAAGCAGCCCUUGGCAGUUUUGCGGGCUGCAGGAGACUGUGGCAUUUGGUCUUCAGAGGUGUUUGCAAUGUUGGCGCCCAUGGUGACUGAAUUGAUCCUAGGUCGCCCACUACCAAGACUGCCUGGCUAUGCCAGAGAUUGGAAGCCCCUUCUUCCCCGUUCUGGAUACAUUCGAAGUGUGUGGCAGAUUGAGGAGCUUGCAGAGGUUGCAUGGCUUUACGGAUCACAUCGCAGACCGUUGGAGGGUCAAACAGGAGUGGCUUUGUCUCUGACUCUUUUGGUGCAAAUGCCGGUGCUAAAUGCCGGCCUUGCAGCGCCUUCGUCUCGACAUUUGGAUUCAACAACUCCGUCCCGCUCCGAUCUUUUGGGUUCGGAUCUGGACUCGCGCAUUCUAGCCUUUGCAUGUGACAGUUGCAGGGUGUUGCGAAAAGUUGCAGAAGAACCAUAUUUUGUUGGGAUUUGGCGGCCACCAAACGGACAACAAGCCGUCGAAGAAUUUGAUCCACAGUUUGUAAAGGAUCAUGCUCUGGCUAUGCAGGUGCUGCGGAAGUGGAAGCGGCAAGUGGACACCCUUCUGUUUGGUUCAUCCUGUGGUGCCCGUGUUCGGAGCCGCAAGCUCAGAGAGAGCAAAGAUGGGUGGCUUGGACGAGAUGUGCUGGCAGCAUGCUCGGCACUGUCGGCGUUUGAGCGUCAGAGCGACGAGGCGCUAGCCUUGACAGCUUCAGCAAAAACUUGCCUGCUUAGAGCAUAUCUUAGGCAGAAUCUCCAGCAAGAAAGCAAAGGCCAACUGCGUGCCUGGCUGCGGCAUGAGCGGAUGCUCAAGCGAGCAAAAGAUGCGUUCAAGUCGAUGCCUACCGACCACUAUAGAGCCGGGACUGCCAAACAAAAACACAUUGUUCUUUUUUCAAAGGAUUCUUUCUGA
Durusdinium trenchii is the source of this 2724-nucleotide messenger RNA. NCBI's taxonomy places the organism in Eukaryota, Dinophyceae, Suessiales, Symbiodiniaceae. The record is from the annotation of a GenBank genome assembly.